UGACAGGUGGGGGAGGCAGGUGGAGAAUUGAGCCGGUGAGCUCAUGGCAAAGGCGCCCGGCAGGGCGGGGGUGGGUGCCCUGGUCUAUAAAGCCCCCGUGGCUCUUGGGCCAGCAGAAGCGGGUUAUGGACGGCACCAUGGCGGGCUCCGAGGCGGUGCAGAGGGCCACGGCGCUUAUCGAGCAGCGGCUGGCGCAGGAGGAGGAGAAUGAGAAACUCCGGCAAGCCGCCCAGCAGAAGCUGCCCAUGGACAUGCUGGUGCUGGAGGAUGAGAAGAACCAGGGGGCAGCUCCCAGCCUGGCCUUACAAAAGGUUAAGGGCCAAGAACGUGUGCGCAAGACAUCCCUAGACCUGCGGCGGGAAAUCAUCGACGUGGGCGGGAUCCAGAACCUCAUCGAGCUGCGGAAAAAACGGAAGCAGAAGAAGCUGGCCGCCCUGGCCACCCCGGAGCCGCCUCCAGAGCCUGAGGAGAUAACUGGCCCUGUGGAGGAGGAGACAUUCCUGAAAGCAGCGGUGGAAGGGAAAAUGAAGGUCAUUGAGAAGUUCCUGGCCGAGGGGGGUUCCCCGGACACCUGUGAUCAGUUUCGAAGGACUGCACUGCACAGAGCUUCCCUGGAGGGCCACAUGGAAAUCCUGGAGAAGCUUCUGGAGAGUGGAGCCACUGUGGACUUUCAGGAUCGGCUGGACUGCACAGCCUUGCACUGGGCCUGCCGUGGGGGCCACUUGGAGGUGGUGAAGCUCCUGCAAAGCCGAGGGGCAGACACCAAUAUGAGGGACAAGCUGCUGAGCACCCCCCUGCAUGUGGCCGUGCGAACGGGACACGCGGAGAUCGUGGAGUACUUUCUGUCCCUGGGCCUGGACAUCAAUGCCAAAGACAGAGAAGGAGACAGUGCUCUGCAUGAUGCUGUGAGACUCAACCGCUACCAAAUCAUCAAACUGCUGCUCCUGCAUGGGGCUGACAUGAUGGCCAAGAACCUGGCAGGAAAGACUCCCACGGACCUGGUGCAGCUGUGGCAAGCUGACACCCGGAAUGCUCUGGUGCACCGUGAGCUGGGGUCAGAGCAGAACGGGCUGGAGGGGGCUGCUGAGAGUGGGCGAGAGACCCCCCAGCCUGUGCCAGCCCAGUAAACACCUGAAUGGCCCCGGACCUGAGCCAUUCUUCUGGGGAAGACCCAGGAGCACACACAACCUACUGAAAUAAAAAAAAGUAA
Messenger RNA from Phyllostomus hastatus (greater spear-nosed bat), 1210 nucleotides. RefSeq names its product ankyrin repeat domain 2 (gene ANKRD2). Gene Ontology annotation, molecular function: RNA polymerase II-specific DNA-binding transcription factor binding. Bases 126 to 1127 code for a protein of 333 amino acids. Lineage: Eukaryota; Metazoa; Chordata; Mammalia; Chiroptera; Phyllostomidae. Gene Ontology annotation, cellular component: nucleus. The transcript is spliced from 9 exons. Gene Ontology annotation, biological process: regulation of transcription by RNA polymerase II. The record is from RefSeq and is a predicted model, not a curated record.